This is a messenger RNA of Epinephelus fuscoguttatus (brown-marbled grouper), 1539 nucleotides long. RefSeq names its product CMP-N-acetylneuraminate-beta-galactosamide-alpha-2,3-sialyltransferase 1-like. The transcript is spliced from 7 exons. Bases 13 to 999 code for a protein of 328 amino acids. Gene Ontology annotation, molecular function: beta-galactoside (CMP) alpha-2,3-sialyltransferase activity. The record is from RefSeq and is a predicted model, not a curated record. NCBI's taxonomy places the organism in Eukaryota, Metazoa, Chordata, Actinopteri, Perciformes, Serranidae.
AGAGAACCUGCGAUGAUGGAGCAGAUUGAACACCACACUGCUGAGAUGCUUUCAACUUUGGGAAAAACCAGAAUAUUCUUAUCCAUACUGUGCAUCGUUGGCAUUGGGUUGUUGUCUAAAUUUUCAUGGAAGUAUUGGGUGUUUUCUCUGGAUGGUCAGAACUCAAGUUUUAAUACCUACAUUAACAAAUGUUUGCCAGAGGAUGAUCCAUGGUUUACGACGCUUAUCAAUGCAGCCCCUCCACCUUUUUUGACAAAAAACUAUACACCCUCGGAGGGCGAUUUCAACUGGUGGAAGCGCUUACAGGGGGAAAAACGCAACUUCACUUUCUACAAAACAACAGUGGACAGCCUGUUCAAUAUCUUCCCACCCAUUUCAGAUAUUUUAGAGUCCAACCCUGUCCGCUGCAGGACUUGUGCUGUGGUGGGGAACUCUGUUAAUUUGAAAGGAUCACACUAUGGACCUCUCAUAGAUAUGCACGAUAUUGUAAUAAGAAUGAAUCGUGGCCGUACGAAAGGCUUUGAAGAGGAUGUUGGGACCAAAACUACUCAUCAUGUGAUGUAUCCUGAGAGUGCCAUAUUUUUGGACAAUGACGACAUCCAUCUCGUGCUGUUUUCAUUCAAGAUAAAAGAUCUACUAUGGCUCCUCAAGAGAUUCGAUCCAAGGGAAAUCAGUGCUGGGAAGUUAAAGAAGAUAGCGAACAAGGAUCGGGUGAUGAUCGUCAAUCCAGCUCUCCUCAAAUAUGUUCAUGAAAUGUGGCUGGAAAAGAAGGGCAGGUAUCCAUCCACUGGCUUUCUGACUCUGGCUCUCAGCCUGCAGAUUUGUGAUGCGGUCAGCGUUUUUGGCUUUGGAGCAGACAGCGCUGGAAGCUGGAGCCAUUACUUUGAAACCUUCAGAUACAAAAACUUUAAAACUGGAGUUCAUGCAGGACCGCAUGAAUAUAGUGUUAUUCAGCAACUGUACCAGAAGAAGAAAAUACUUUUUUUCAAAGGAUCUUGAAUGUAAUUUUUGUUGGUGUUGGUGUUGGUGCUAGUGGCCGUACACGUGUCUGACUUCUCUCAAAUAUAAUGCAACUACAUGGCACUUGGCCUGUGAUGCUCAAAGCACCACAAAAAUACAUUUGAAAAACUCAGUGUUAAAGUGUCUUUGCAGGAAACAUGGUUACUCAAGAUAAUCUGCAGACCUUGUAGUGGGCAGCUUCACAUAGGGACAAUUUUCCUUCUACCAAACUACACCAACUGUAUUACCACAAAGAAGAAAACAUGCAUCUUCUUUGCAGUUGUCGAACUAUGUGUAGUUGUAUCUAUUGAGCCUUUAAAUGUGUUAAAUGUUCAGGUCAUUUUCAGUUUUGGUGUCAUAGAAUUAAGUACUAUUGCACAAACUGUUUUUUUGUCAAUCAUAUACUCAACUGUUUAACAUAUGGAAAGUAGCCUACCGUAGCAAACCACCCAUUAUGUCUACAAACAGGUGCAAUAUCAGGGCCAUAUAUUUAUUAUCUGUUAAUAACACAAAGCAAUAAAAAUAUAUCGUCUCUAACAA